Molecule: messenger RNA, 1526 nt
Organism: Salarias fasciatus (jewelled blenny)
Lineage: Eukaryota; Metazoa; Chordata; Actinopteri; Blenniiformes; Blenniidae
Gene: pphln1
Product: periphilin 1
Exons: 11
Coding region: 122-1297 (391 amino acids)
Biological process (GO): negative regulation of DNA-templated transcription; negative regulation of gene expression, epigenetic; protein localization to heterochromatin
Cellular component (GO): nucleoplasm
Source: RefSeq, a predicted model, not a curated record
CGCAGUGACGUCACCACGCUGCGCCGUUGUCCGUGUUAGCCACCGGGGAGGCUAAGCUAUCAAAACCACUGGGAAGACUGUAUUGAAGUAUUUAUUUCUUCAAGAGGUCCGUCAGUCAAAAAUGACAUACAGGAGAGACAGGAGUAUACGAGAGGCAUAUGAGGAGCGCUUUGCAACAGAGAGACCGGGUCCGUAUCCCCGUCCUGCGGGAGGAGUGGAGAGGAGAGGCCCUUUUGGUCGGCCAGAUGACGAUUAUGGCCGUGGCGGGUAUGAAUAUGAAGGAGGUCCCCGUUUUUACCCAAAUGGAGGCGGCCCCCGCAGUUACCACGAGGAUCAGAGGGGCUACCACAGUGAGAACGUUCACUUCCCGGCUGAGCGGAGAGGCAUUCCUCCUUCCAGGAGGGAAGAGUAUCCUUACAGAGGGCCGAGGGAAGAGUCACACCAAGGGCGGCCGAUGGAGUUCGGGGCCCGGGCGCCACCACCUCAUAGCGUGCGGUCCCAGGGCAUCUAUCCUGCGCCCCGGUCGCUCCCAGAGAGCGGGGAAGAUACGCUGGUGCAGGCCAUCCUCAACCUCGACAGAGGGGAGGAAAGAGACCACUUCAGGCGAAAGGCCGCUCCCUUCCCUCCCAUCAGAGACCGCUCCCCCCACAGUCGCUCCGGCUCCAGCGUGAGCAGCAGAGGAUACUCGCCGGACAGAGCCAAGCCCCUGCCCUUUCCUGCACAGCAAGGCAAGAGUGUUGACGGUCCAGAGGGGCACGCAGUAGCUUCAGAGCACCUCUGGGGGGCGCUCUUCCCUCAGCAGAGUGGACCUGACACCAUGGACAAAAUUCCUGGCCUGUCUCGAGACGGCUCGCCACACAGCGCCGCUUCAAACAAGGAGGAAAAUCAGCCUCUAGAAGCAGAGAAAGAGGAGCCCUUAUCGGCCGUGGUGGUGGAAGAGAGCCAGAAGCCAAUAGAAAACCUCCAGGAGCAGCGAGCCCUGGCCAUCGCUGCCAAAGCCCAGGAAAUAGAAAAGGUGUACCGUCAGGACUGCGAGACGUUCGGCAUGGUGGUGAAAAUGCUGGUGGCGAAAGAUCCCAACUUGGAGAAGCAGCUGCAGGUCCCCCUCCGGGAGAACCUGGGCGAGAUCCGCGAGCGCUGCCUGGAGGACCUCAAGCACUUCAUCAGCGAGCUGGACGAGGUGGUCCGGCAGCCGGAGCCCUCCGCCUGCGACUCCACCACGUCCCUGACGGGCCAUAAACUUUCCAAGGCGGCGGCGGCGGCGGCGGCGGCGGUCAAUCACAGCUCGUCUUACUGACACAAGCGCCUCAUCGGGUUCCGGCAACGGAUUAACGGCUCAGCGUGAAGAGAGGAGGAGUUAUGUUUGAGAAUGAACAGUGUUAUUUUUGAACAGAUCCAUUUAUUACCUUCAAGUUCUCUGGGGGGAAAUUGCUCGUGUUUAAUAUUCCAAAAAAAAAAAAAAAAAAAACUUGUAUUCUGUUAAAUGCUGUCAAACAUGGUUUCUUUUUAUUUUAUUUAAGAAUAUA